AUGAACCAGUUGACCGUCGUUAGCUUCGACAUAGAGAAGAACAAGACGGAUUCAACAAAUGUCCACACAGACAUCAAGUCCGUAGACCUACCGUCCGCGCCCAAGCCACCAACGGCGAAACCUCCGACCAAACCUAAGAAGAAAGUUUCCAAGUGGAUUCUCUGGCAGCUAUGGUUCAACACCUACAGGAAACUGUUCGUCUUCACCGUGACGCUCAACAUGAUUGGCCUUGGUCUAGCGGCUGGCGGUGUGUGGCAAUACGGCCUACGGUAUAAUAGUGGUAUCGCACUUGCGAAUAUCAACGUCGCUAUCCUCGUCAGGAACGAGAUUUUUGGUCGACUACUCUAUCUCUUUGUUAACACGUUUUUCGCCAAGUGGACCCCGCUAAGAUUUCGUCUUGCUUGUACCUCGGUCCUCCAGCAUCUGGGUGGUAUUCAUAGCGGAUGUGCCACUUCCGGGAUCAUAUGGAUUCUUCUCAAAGUUGUCCGUAACUUCGUGGCUCACAAUUCUCAAAACGACGCUAUAUUGGUGUUUGGCGUUGUCACCAACCUCGCUCUGGUGAUCACCGCCAUGGCGGCUUUCCCUUGGGUUCGGAAUAACCAUCAUAACGCUUUUGAACGCCCUCAUCGAUUCGUCGGCUGGACGGGUAUUGUCCUCACAUGGGUCUUUACUAUCCUCGGCGAUUGCUGGGAUGAAGACACCCAGUCGUGGGACGUCAGCGGCAAACACAUCGUCCGUCAACAAGAUUUCUGGUUCGUGAUGGGUAUGACUAUCUUCACCGUCACUCCGUGGGCUUGUACACGUCAUGUCAAGGUUGACAUUGAGUUGCCUUCACCAAAGGUUGCAAUCCUCCGGUUUGAACGUGGUAUGCAACAAGGUUUGCUCGCUCGUAUCAGUCGGUCCGCUGUCAAGGAAUACCACGCUUUUGGUGUGAUCUCAGAAGGGAGACAUGCAAAAUAUCAUUACCUCAUCUGCGGUGUCCAAGGCGACUUUACCCGCAGUCUUGUAAAUGACCCUCCAGAGAGGAUCUGGACGAGGGAGUUGAAGUUCGCCGGUGUGUCGAAUACGUCUACGCUCUACAAAAGGGGGAUCCGUAUCUGCACGGGUACUGGUCUGGGUGCCGCACUUGCGACUUGCAUUCAAAGUCCCAACUGGUCAAUCUUAUUGCCAGGCUCUGACCAGGAGAAAACUUUCGGCCCAACAAUCUCGGGUCUCAUCCAUCGUCAUCUCGAAGGUCGCGUCCUGCUUUGGGACAGUAAGCAGCGCGGCGGACGUCCAGACACCAUGAAAAUUCUGAAGGAAGUGUGGGAUUCGUGGCAGGCUGAAGUGGUGUUCAUCACGUCGAACUAUCAAGGCAAUGCAGAGAUCACGCAGGGAUGUAAGGAGGCUGGUAUUCACGCAUUCGGAACGUUGUGGGACUUCGUAAGUUUUUCUCAUCUGUACCGAGAACGACUUGCGAUUAAUUCAUUCGAUUAUGGCACACAGUAA
Stereum hirsutum FP-91666 SS1 is the source of this 1488-nucleotide messenger RNA. RefSeq lists its product as uncharacterized. Lineage: Eukaryota; Fungi; Basidiomycota; Agaricomycetes; Russulales; Stereaceae. The transcript is spliced from 12 exons. The record is from RefSeq and is a predicted model, not a curated record. The coding region runs from base 1 to 1488 and encodes 495 amino acids.